Molecule: messenger RNA, 4616 nt
Organism: Anguilla anguilla (European eel)
Lineage: Eukaryota; Metazoa; Chordata; Actinopteri; Anguilliformes; Anguillidae
Gene: slc61a1
Product: major facilitator superfamily domain containing 5
Exons: 2
Coding region: 313-1779 (488 amino acids)
Biological process (GO): molybdate ion transport
Cellular component (GO): membrane
Molecular function (GO): molybdate ion transmembrane transporter activity
Source: RefSeq, a predicted model, not a curated record
GAACAGAACCCGGAAGUAAACGUCCAUGGACGGAUAAAAUGUUAGCAGGAAGCGAUAAAUUCAUAUUUAUCUUCUCCUGAAUAGUUAUGGGGCAGUUAAAUGCAAUAGUUUGCAGACAGCACGAUUUGGCAGAGAGGAAAUCCGUGACUAGCGAGUGUCAAAUAAAUGGUCAAAGCUGCCCUUCAUCUAGGAAGACCCUGAGACCAUGAGACCCUGAGGAAGAGGACUGUAUGCAGAAAUAAGCAGAGGGUGAAGUCUCCCUUAAUACGACACACACACACGCGCGCGUGUACGCCCCAUCGCCGUGUCGCCAUGCUGGCGGUGGCGUACGUGACGUUGGCGGUCCUGGCGCUUCUGUGCGGCGGGUUGGAGUUGGUGGCCCGUCGGGCCUCACCGCCGCCGCAGCCCGGGCUGACGGGCGCGGCCAACCCGGCCUUCCGCGGCUUCCAGGCGCUGUUCCUGCGCGGCUACCUGCUGGCUCUGUGGGCCGACUGGCUCCAGGGGCCCUACCUGUACAAGCUGUACCGCCACUACAGCUUCCUGGAGUCCCAGAUCGCCAUCCUGUACGUGUGCGGCCUGGCCUCCUGCCUGCUCUUCGCCCCGGUCGCGGCCUGGCUCCCGCAGGCCGUGGGCCGGAGGAACACCUGCCUGCUCUUCUGCCUGGCCUACUCGGCCUGCUGCCUCACCAAGCUGUCGCGCGACUACUUCGUCCUGGUCCUGGGCCGCGUGCUGGGCGGCCUGUCCACCUCCCUGCUGGCCACCGCCUUCGAGGCUUGGUACCUGCACCGCCACCUGGACGUGCGCGACUUCCCGCGCGAGUGGAUACCCGACACCUUCGCCCGGGCGGCCGGGUGGAACCACGGGCUGGCGGUGGGGGCGGGGCUUGUGGCCAACCUGCUGGCGGAGUGGGCGGGGCUGGGGCCGGUGGCUCCGUUCCUGUUGGCCGUCCCCUGCCUGGCGGCCUGCGGCUGGGUGGUGCUGUGGGACUGGGGGCGGGAGGAGGCGGAGGGAGGGGCGGGGGCGGAGCAGAGCGGGCCCCUGCUGGGCGCGGCGGCUGCGGCGGCGGCCAUGCCGCCCGGCCCCCGGCUGUCCGCGCGGGCCCGGUUCUGGCGCGCCUGCCUGGAGGGCCUGCGCUGCCUGCUGUCGGACCGCCGCGUCGUCCUCCUGGGCGCCGUCCAGGCGCUCUUCGAGAGCGUCCUCUACAUCUUCGUCUUCCUCUGGACGCCGGUGCUGGACCCCCACGGCCCGCCGCUCGGCAUCGUCUUCUCCUGCCUGAUGGCCGCCAGCAUGGCCGGCUCCGCCCUCUACCGCCUGGCCACCUCCUCCGCCCGCUGCCGGCUGCAGCCCGCCCACCUGCUGUGCGCGGCCGUGCUGCUGGCGGCGCUCUCCUUCGCCGUGCUGACGGUUUCCACGGCGCCCGGGCGGCCCCGCCCGCUCCGGUCCUUCCUGGCCUUCCUGCUGCUGGAGCUGGGCUGCGGCCUGUACUUCCCCGCCGUGGGCUUCCUGCAGGGCCGGGUGAUCCCCGAGGACCGGCGGGCCGGCGUGCUGGCCUGGUUCCGCCUGCCGCUCCACCUGCUGGCCUGCCUGGGCCUGCUGGCGCUGCACGGCGAGGUGUCGGGCAGCGGGGCGGGCGAGGCGGGGGCCGGGACCCGCCACAUGUUCGGCGGGUGCGCGGGGAUGAUGGUCGCCGCCCUGCUGGCCGCCGUCGGCCUGCUCGCGCUCGCCCGCCACGACGCCGAGCUCCGCCUGGAGGGGACGCGCGGGGAGGGGGACAUGUGACCGCGGGGGAACCUCGGAAACGCCAGGCUGACUGCGGUCGGGGUUCCGCUUUUGAGGGAGGACAGGAACUCGCUUUUUUGCGUUCACAUAGAGAACCCACUGGCAGAUUCAAACAAUAAAGGACCUUUUCACAGGCUGGGAAGUUCUUUCUCUGCUGUUUUAUUAUUCGUUGGUGUCUGAAGCAGGACUGUGGGUGUUCAGCCUUUUAUGUUUUACCGCUGUUGAGAUUGAGCUUCCCUGUUCUCAGCAGGGUCACCCUUUAGAAGGGAAAACAUGUGCCAUUAUUAGGCUAAUGCUCCUGUUAGCUAAGAGGGUCCAAGCUGGGGUGGGGGGGGGGGGGGGUUUGCAAGAGGAUCAGCUGUGCGCCCGUGCUACUUCAGACUAUAACAUGGUAACCACAGUGUGGCGCCAGUGAGUCAGUCAGUGCAGUCUUUUUCCAGUGUGUCCUACCCAGGCACUCUGGAAUGAAGGUGUCUGCUUCGGUCGGUGGAAGAGUGAGAGUUGCUUCACUGGAAUGCAGUUGACACUGAGGGGAACGCCCAAGGCAAACAGCGCUGUACUCCACUCAGGGCCCUACCCACUGCAGCGGCAGCCGUUUGAGUAUAGCUGUCCAGCGCCUGUGAGGGUGGAGCUGAGGGACUCGAUGGAUAUCCAGACUGAGAGCAUGCUGUAGGCCAAACGUGUCUUCUUCGGAGGGCAUAACAUGAUCUGUUUAAGUAUGUCUGUAUAGGUACAUUAAAUUAGCUGUUUUAGAGUACCUGCAUAGGUGUGCUAAAUGAUCUGUUUAAGAGUACCUGUACAGGUACAUUAAAUUAUAUGCAUUGAAGUACCUGUGCAGGUAUGUUAAAGGUGCAUUAAAUGAUCUGCUUUAGUAUAACUGUCCAGGUGUACAUGAAUGGGUCACUCCUAUGUCCCCCAUAAUUAAAAAAUAGGUUCCGUUUUGUGAGGAGAGAAUGGGGCUUCAUUUACCCACUUUGAGCCAAUGAAUGUGUUUCUGUGGCGGAUUGGAUUGGCUGGCUGCUUUGCGUGGCUGAAUGGCAAUAAACUGAGGAAUAAACUUCUUCAUGAAGCCUGACUCCCAUCACCAGUCCGGUCACUGUCUGUUCCUUUGUUGCUAGGCUGAAUAGUGGGGAUGAAUGAAUAAUGAAUUUGAGUGUAAAGAUGGAUGCAAAUCUAUCCAUAUUUAGAAUAAAUGAGCAACUUGGUUUAAUAAACCCUGUGCAAUGUUUAUUAUUACUGUACUGUCAUUGCGAAAACGAGGUCUGGGUCCAACAAGCAUGAAACACAGAGUACAGUGAAUGUUACCAUGGUGACAGGUUUCCAUGUCAUUUUUACAUUUUUAUGAGUCCUUAUUUUCUGUGGUAAAUAUUUGACUGUGUAUAAUUACAUUUUUCUCUUAAAUGAAACCUUCACUUUAUGGACACUGGUUCUUAACGAGUUGUGCAUUCUUAUAAUGAUAUUUUUGUAAUGUACACAACAGAGAAAAGAAAAAUUGUUUAAAAUAAUAUUGUCAAGUGUAUACUGUGUAUAUCAUAUUUCAUACCAAGGAUCUCCGUCUUCAGUCCAGGAGGGCUGCAGUGUCUUCAGUUUUUGUGGUUAACAUGGAGUCAACCAUUUAGAACAAAGGUGUGUGGACUUUGUAGCCAAUCUCCCUUCUAAAUGAAGCACUUAAAUGCAGGAACACACCAAAAACCAGUUUGAGUGUAAGAUCCCUGUUUUCUAACAUUCCAUUUGUUUUUGCCUUUAAAUAAUUUGUGUUUCAUUUUAAAAUAAUUGAAUGGUGGUUAUAAAGGACUGCAAGGAUGUUUGCAUUAUAUUUUUAUUAUGGUUUUAUCUUUUGAUUAGCUAAAUUUGCCAUGACUUUUUUUUAAACAAUUAGGCGCUUACUGCAUACCACAUCUUUAAUAAGUUAAAGGCAUACUAUGCAGGAUUUUUACCUUGAAAAUAUUGUAUGAUAACCAUGCUGAGGCAUAUGAUGCACUUGCAAUCUUUGUCUUUGUGCACCUUUACCUGUAUUUGUUAUUCUAAAAUGUGUUCGGGACGUUUCAGGGUGUGGCGCCUUUUCUGUGUGGGGAGGGGUGGGUGUGGCAGCCGAACUUGCUAGUGAAGAAGUCCAGAUACAGUGAAGCAAGAAGAGAAGCCGACAGGACUCGUUCAAGAUCUAUAGUUAACCUUGGAAUUCCUUUUCCUCAGUGUCAUCAACUGAAAUUAGCCAAGGGGAUUGAAAGAGACACGGUGUUUGCUUGUUGAACCUGUUAGAUACGUUACUGGCAAUGUGAAGCUGGUGACAAGAAAGACUUUUGCAAGGUUUUAUCAUUUUCAAAUUUAGUUCCAACAAUAAAAUCGCUUGUGUUUAACAUAAUGGAAUUAAUUAAGCUAUAAUCGCAUCUGCCUUCUUACUGUUGAAUUUCACGGUACUGAUGUUACCUCUAGCUAUCCAGCAAGCUACGUUUGGUGGGGUAAGUGAGUGGGUGGUGUUGAAGGUGGAGAAGGAGACUUCUUUGAUUGUAAACACAGGAUAAGAAAUCCUGCAUAGUAUGCCUUUAAAAGAAAGUUUCUUAUAAGAACAGGGAUUGAAACCUGCUGUUCGGAAGGUCCGACCAGGAAGCGAAUGUAAAAGGUUAAAUUCACUUUAAUUUAUGCUGUGUCUGUCCCUCAGCCUUUCAGGUGAAUGGUAAUGAGACCUGUCCCAUGUGCCAAGAGCAGCUGCAGCAUGGCAGGUCUGAGGUGCCAGGAAUGUUCCAGCAAUAAUCUUUCUGCCUGCAUGAAGCCAGAUAUUUGCUGUGUGCACAUAAAAAAUAUCCAGUGAAGAAAUCUGAAAUAAAACCAUGCACGUC